Molecule: messenger RNA, 6058 nt
Organism: Gymnodraco acuticeps
Lineage: Eukaryota; Metazoa; Chordata; Actinopteri; Perciformes; Bathydraconidae
Gene: kif5aa
Product: kinesin family member 5A, a
Exons: 29
Coding region: 465-3608 (1047 amino acids)
Biological process (GO): microtubule-based movement
Molecular function (GO): microtubule motor activity; microtubule binding; ATP binding
Source: RefSeq, a predicted model, not a curated record
CUGUGGCGACAUAGGCAGGCCGAUCUUCAGCAGCUUUACCUCACUGCCCUUCCAGCAGCAUCUCACCUUCAACCGGCCUCACGCGCAGCCACCACCGCACCGCGGAGGAAAACAAGAAACACGACAGAGACGGACAGUGGACAAGAAACCACCAAGAUAAAGCCACUCGGUCAUGAUAAUUAUGUAGGGUGUCGUUUUGCGGUUUUACAUCUAAUUUCGCUGCCCGCCUCUGCGACACCGAGCCAUCGUCCAGCUGCACACCAAGAAAACGCAUCCUCUGUCAGCUCGUCCGGAUAAAACCAGCCAACACCUCACAGUCCUCUCGACGCAGCAGGACGAAGUGACUGCGCUUCUCUCCUCGGUUAUUUUGACGGUCAGAAAGGCCCGAGCAGCGACGGGUCGCCCGCAGCCUCAGCAGCCUCUCCUCCGCUCAUCAGCAUCCUCAUCCUCCCUGAAUCUACGCAAUGGCCGAUAUCCCGGCGGAGUGCAACAUAAAAGUGCUGUGUCGCUUUCGUCCUCUCAACCAGUCUGAGAUUGUACGAGGGGACCAGUUUAUCCCCAAAUUCUUAGCAGACGACAGUGUCACCGUCGGGGGGAAGUCCUAUGUGUUUGAUCGAGUGUUUCCAACCAACACCACCCAGGAGCAGGUCUACAACACCUGCGCCAAGCAGAUUGUCAAGGAUGUUCUGGGUGGAUACAAUGGAACUAUUUUCGCAUAUGGACAGACCGCCUCCGGGAAGACCCACACCAUGGAGGGCAAGCUGCACGACCCUCACCAGAUGGGUAUCAUUCCUCGCAUCGCCGAGGACAUUUUCAACCACAUCUUCGCCAUGGAUGAAAACCUGGAAUUCCACAUCAAGGUUUCAUACUUUGAGAUCUACAUGGACAAAAUCCGUGACCUUCUGGAUGUGACGAAGACCAACCUGUCUGUCCAUGAGGAUAAGAACAGGGUGCCAUUUGUCAAGGGAUGUACUGAGCGUUUUGUCUCCAGCCCUGAUGAGGUGAUGGAUGUGAUCGACCAAGGCAAAGCUGCCCGCCAUGUUGCUGUGACCAACAUGAACGAGCACAGCUCUCGCAGCCACAGCAUCUUCCUGAUCAACAUCAAGCAGGAGCACGUGGAGACUGAGCAGAAACUGUGUGGAAAACUCUACCUGGUGGAUCUGGCUGGAAGUGAGAAGGUCAGUAAGACCGGCGCUGCAGGAGCCGUCCUGGACGAGGCUAAAAACAUCAACAAGUCUCUCUCUGCUCUGGGAAAUGUCAUCUCUGCUUUGGCUGAGGGCACGAAAACUCACGUGCCGUACCGUGACAGCAAGAUGACCCGCAUCCUGCAGGACUCCCUGGGUGGGAACUGUCGCACCACCAUGUUCAUCUGCUGCUCGCCCUCCAGCUACAACGACGCCGAGACCAAGUCCACUCUGAUGUUUGGACAACGUGCCAAGACCAUCAGGAACACCGCCUCCAUCAACCUGGAGCUGACGGCGGAGCAGUGGAAGAAGAAGUUCGAGAAGGAGAAGGAGAAGAACAAGACUCUGAAGGAAACCGUCCUGAGGCUGGAGACUGAGCUCAACCGCUGGAGAAACGGAGAGGAAGUACCUGAGACGGAGCAGACCACGGCAGACGUGGUGACCCGUUUCGAGACCAUCGAGGAGCGUCCCGUUUUAGACAACGACACCUCCUCCAUUGUGGUCCGUAUUUCUGAGGAGGAGCGGCAGAAAUACGAGGAGGAGAUCCGCAAGCUCUACAAGCAGCUGGAUGACAAGGAUGAUGACAUCAACCUGCAGUGCCAGUUUGUGGAGAAACUGAAGCAGCAGAUGAUGGACCAGGAUGAGCUCCUGGCAUCCUCUAAAGGCGAUGGGGACAAGGUCCAGGCUGAACUCAGCAGGUUGCAGGUGGAGAGCGACUGCGCCAAGGCGGAGGUGAAGGAGGUGCUGCAGGCUCUGGAGGAGCUGGCCAUCAACUACGACCACAAGAGCCAGGAGGUGGAGGAGAAAGGCCGGCAGAACCAGCAGCUGGCCGACCAGCUGUCCCAGAAAAUGGCCAGUCUGAUGGAGCUGGAGGCAGAGCUGUCUCGUAUGCAGGAGGUGAGCGGGCAGCAGAGGAAGCGCAUCGCUGACGUCCUCAAUGGUCUGAUGAGGGACCUCAGCGAGUUCAGCAACAUCGUGGGCAACGGGGAGAUCAAGCUGCCGGUGGAGAUUAGCGGUGCGAUCGAGGAGGAGUUCACGGUGGCUCGCCUCUACAUCAGCAAGAUCAAGUCGGAGGUGAAGAGCAUGGUGAAGCGCUGCCGCCAGCUGGAGAACAUGCAGCUGGAGUGCCACCGCAAGAUGGAGGAGACCGGGAGGGAGCUCUCCUCCUGCCAGCUCCUCAUCUCUCAGCAUGAGGCUAAGAUCCGCUCUCUGACGGAGUACAUGCAGAGCGUGGAGCAGAAGAAGAGGCUGCUGGAGGAGAGCCACGACUCCCUGAGCGAGGAGCUGGCCAAGCUGCAAGACCAGGAUAACUCCAUGUUUGAGGAAAAGGAAGCAGAGAAGGGUGAGAUUGAGGAUGGAAAUGUGAAGAAGGUUCCUCGUCAGCAGAGCGAGUCUCACCGUGGCGUCCACCACAAGCAGCUGGCCCGCCUGCGGGAUGAGAUCAACGAGAAGCAGAGGAUCAUCGACGAGCUCACCGACCGCAACUCCAAGCUGGAGCUGGAGCUGGCUCAGGUUCGCGCUGACUUUGAACGCCUCAAGUGUCAGGACAACACCAAGAGCGAGCGCCUGGAGGAGCUCUCAUUCCUGCACGAGCGUCAUGAGCAGACCAAACAGGACUUAAAAGGUCUGGAGGAGACCGUCGCCCGUGAGCUCCAGACCCUCCACAACCUCCGAAAGCUGUUUGUUCAAGACCUCACGUCGAGGGUUAAAAGAAGUUCCGAAAUGGAGCCUGAUGAUAGUGGGGGGUCUUGCACCCAGAAGCAGAAGAUUUCCUUUCUUGAAAAUAACCUGGACCAACUUACAAAGGUUCACAAACAGCUGGUACGUGACAAUGCAGAUCUGCGCUGUGAGCUUCCAAAGCUGGAGAAACGUCUUCGGUCUACUGCUGAGAGAGUUAAGGCCCUGGAGACUGCACUGAGGGACGCCAAGGAGGGCGCCAUGAUGGACCGCCGCCGCUACCAGCAGGAGGUCGACCGCAUCAAGGACGCCAUGAGGGCCAAGAGCGCUCAGAGGCGCCCCCAUGCAGCACAAAUCGCCAAGCCAGUGAGGCCGAAGCAGCUGCCCGUCUGCUCUCCCACCAACCCCUUCUACACUUACAUCCGGGCCACUGAGCACGCCAACACCUACAGCAACGCUCUCUUCCAGGGCAACGUGACACAGCCGAGCACCGCCAGCGUCAACUGCAACCCCAACUCUGUCCAGAGCAACACAGUUUCCACAGCGCUGGGCUACAGAGCAGGCAAAUACAAUGGAGACACACUGGAGUCCUUCCCACUCAACAUCGACAAUGUUGUUAUUCCAACAGGUAACACCAACAGUGAAACGAGAGACAUCAAUGACAACAGAAGUGAUGUUCACUGUGGCAGCGAGGUGGAUGAAUCAAACAGACACUUUAUCAUUCAGCAGGAGACCGCUGCAAGUUAAUACCAUGAUGUUGACCAAACACUGUACCUAUAAAGGACCCUCCCUUUACAUCUGCAUGCAGCCUGUCUCCCCGUCCCUCUACUGCAUAACUGAUGAAGAUGAUGAUGAAGACCUUUAACCCUGUAGUCUUCAAACUAGAUGAAGCCCCUCCCAUGAUGACCACGCUCACCCUCAGGUUUGCAGUUCAGUCCUCUCCAGUUCACUCAGUGCAGGAAGUCAAUCAAAUCAGAAUUUCUUUUUGAAUACAGAGCAUUCAAUCAACUCAUCCGACUCGAUGCCAAUCAUUUUGUGAGGCGAUAUCAGCGAUGCUUGUUACCUCCUGAGGUGGUUGAACUGAAACAGGGCUGACUCCAUCCCUGAUGCACACAUGUUGUAAAUAAUAGUGCUGUAUACUCCAGUAGAGGUUUUUGACCAGCAACUGUCUGUGUGAAUGCACAGCCUCCAUAAGCACACACCUCCUUAAGGGCAUCAUGCGGAUGACAUACUGUAGGCAGACGUGACCUUUUUCUCCGUCGUAAAUAAGAGUAUAGUGUGUAACGCCAGCUUGUAACAGAAGACCCACUCUCUGCAUGCAUGUCGCUUAGCGGGUUAGCUUUCAAAAUCUUUGCAUGUGUCCUGAUCCCAGUCAGGAGCCGGUAUGCUGCGAGUGUCUGAUCGACUUCGACAGAUGUCACAGAAAGAGAGGAAAAGAGAGUGCUGGUAUCCCUUAAUCCUGAUCAUGGUCUGUUUAGAUUUUUCUAUUUAGUGUGAAAAUAAUAACAAAAUACACAUCUAUGUCUAGUUGAAGCCCAGUCCUGAUUUACAGUCUUACUUUUCUUUUGUGAUGUUGCAGCUGUUUUGUCGCUGUUAUACAUUUCAGGUAACGCUGCCCACAUCUAUUUACCGUGGACCCCUUCUCCACUCCAUUGUGAGUCUUCAUACCGGGCUUUAACAACUUCUCAUAAUCACACUAACACGCUGCCAUGUGCAUAGAUCUGUAAUUACUACCUCUAGAGCUUCUCAUUAUAUGAUAUUACACUAACAUCCUUUCAGAAGCUCUAUAACAGCUGAUCUUAGUUUCUGUAGACAGUGUAGAACUUCAAUAGCUGUGAGUUGAUUUAAAAGCUCUCUUCAGGGCAUUAGUCAUAUUCUCCUGGAGUUUAUUCCUACACAGCUUCCUCCUCUAUCAUAUAAGAAACAGGAGAAGAGCUGGACAAUUGCUCUCAAAAUGUUUGAGUGCAGCAGUUAUUCCGUAUCAGGGCAGGUCAUGAUGACACUCAAAGAUGUUCUUAACUUUCUGGUGUUUGAUGCAUUUUCCUAUUUGGUACCUCUUAAGGCUGAAAUGCUAUUGUAAACUAUUGACUGUGUUAUCUCAAUUUGUAGUAACAUCUAAAACCCCUUUAAUAUGACUACAUGGAAAGUGUUCAGUGAUUCAGUGCUUUUUGAUCAGAGCAAUGGAAAGAUAGAGAGUUUCUGCAGACGCGUCCCCCGCUGAGCAGCCACCAGUCUUGGAUGAAUGGCCGUUUGGACAGAAGCUUGUUGUUUGAGCCUGUUGUCAAGUCAUGCUGUUAUUCUUCUGUAAACAAACCUGACCAGCCAAUCAGGAUAGAAGAAAGCAGUGUGGGUGACAAGGAUAGGUUUGUGUUUGGAUUGAGCUGAGUCACUGAAUUGAAGGACAGUUUAAACCAGACGUGUGUAAAGAAAACAUAACAAGCUUUUGCUCAUGAAAAUGUUUUAUAUUGAAGAUAUUUCUCUUUGUAAAGUUUGCUUUAAUACAUGGCAUGACUAUGUGUAAAUUAUCCCAAAUAUGACCCGAGUAAUUUGGGUGGAGGUCGUCUGAUCCUCAUUCAUGACAGCGCCGCUCUAUCUCAUGCUCUUACUGGCAUUAACAACAUCUCAGGGCUUCACAUUCAUAGCAAUCAUCCUCAACCAUCAUCCUAACCCUUACAACCAUGUGAGUGCUGAUGACCAAUCAGGUCGCUGUGUGUUGUUCGAGGCUUAACAGAUAAUACAUCUUCAGAAAAAACACCUAAUUUCACCCAUAGUGUAAAACAUCCUAGCACAUGGCAUCCAAAAUAAAGAAGAUAACUCUGGUCAGACCCUACUGUACGUGUCCACACAGACCCUCUAUUCGAUCUGUUUUAAUGAUAAUAAAUACAUCUGAAGGAGCGGGGAAUGUGUACUAUAUUGUCACCCACUGUCUGAUUUCAACAUAUCUAAAAUACAUGUGCUAUAUAUUGUUAAUCUUGUAAGUAAAAUAGCGUGCCAUGACAUAGUAUAAAGCUAAGAUAUGUACACGCUUACUUUGUUCAGAGAUAUGUUUGUUUUAUUUAUUUCUGUAUGCCUAAACUGUAGCGUCAACAUGAUUAUGUGAAGAAUCACAGUUCUGUAUAUAUAGUCUCAUCACUAUGCUGUAUUGUCUGUGAACCAUUGUGUUGUAGUAAAACGUUCAAUAAACUUGUAGAAAGGAG